Messenger RNA from Auanema sp. JU1783, 708 nucleotides. The record is from the annotation of a GenBank genome assembly. Lineage: Eukaryota; Metazoa; Nematoda; Chromadorea; Rhabditida; Rhabditidae.
AUGACGUCCUAUCCCAUGUAUGAUCGGGAUUUCUUCAUGGAACCGUGUUAUAUACCUUCAUUCAACACUGGUCCAACUGUUGCUGGUACAUCAACUACGGCUGUUUCUGCUAUUCAUAAUCACUAUGAUUUCUAUCAAUCCAAUGGCGUCGUUCCUGUUCCUCCCGCUGUUCAAGACGGAAUAAAUCCGUAUGGCUGGAGGCCCGAUUGGAACAGACCGCCGAGCAAUGAGUGGCUGGCACCUACGGCUUUUCAUAACCCCGCUCCUGCAGUGGUGGAUCAAAUGCCGUCAUAUAAUCACAUGGAGCCCAUUCCGGGAACUGCGAUAGAGAUUAAGGCUCCAACUUGUAGAAGUCGUGAAAGCACUUCGAAUAAGGCUUUCAGGUGCCAGUUGUGUGGAAAGUACUUCUCGCAAGCUGCCAAUUUAACUGCACACAAACGGGUUCAUACAGGCGAGAAACCAUUCGAAUGCUCAAUAUGUAACCGGCCGUUUUCUCAAAGUUCCUCUCUGGUAACCCACAGACGGACGCACACGGGCGAGAGGCCGUAUCCAUGCAAGCACUGCGAUAAAGCGUUUACAGAUAGUAGUACGCUAACCAAACACCUUCGAACUCAUACAGGACAAAAGCCAUACUCAUGUAGUACAUGUCACAUGCGCUUCACACAGUCUGGUAAUCUACAUCGACAUAUGAAAACGCAUAGAAACUAA